UCCACAUCAAACGCAUUCGAUCAGCUCAGCAGCGAACAGCUCAAACAAGUUCGAUAAAAACGACUCACGUUUUUACAUUCAAACUCGAAGAACGAGAAGUAAACAAGUUUGCGAUAAAGCGCAACGUGAUAAGUGAUCAAAACGCGAAGUUUACCUUGUGAUAACAAACAACAAACAAACUCCAACAUGUAUUCGUACGCCGUGAACAACAACAACGCCGCCACCGCCAACCUGGCCGCCUGCAGCAACAACAGCAUCAACGAGAACCGCUACAACAGUGAGAAGUUGGCCAAAUCUUCCGCCGUCUACCGGUUGAAGAAGAUCCUGAAGCCACUGGUGACCCUGCUCAAGAGCAAAAGCCACAAGACCCAGUCAGUGAAGUCGAGCAACAGUGACUACGUCGAUCAGCGCCGCUCCAUCAUCAGCUACAUCGAUGACUUCGACUGUGACUACGACAACUCAGCCAACGAGCGUCUGGAAGCGGAACUGGUUGCCGAACUCGAACAGUGCCACGCCACCGAUGCAGCGAUCCUUGUGCUGGAGGAUCAGCAGCUCCGCCUGCAGCCAGUAGUCCCCGAGGAACUGUACGUUCCGGUACACUUUGCCCGCACCGAAGCCGGCACCUUCUUCUGGACGGCAAUGCCGGCCCGCGAAGUUGACGAGGACCUGAUUCAACCGGCACACUGCUACAGCGAGGAGCAGCAGUACGCCCAGCAAGCUUACGCCGACCGUUGGGCUCAGGCUUAA
Anopheles maculipalpis is the source of this 747-nucleotide messenger RNA. Its product is annotated as enhancer of split malpha protein-like. NCBI's taxonomy places the organism in Eukaryota, Metazoa, Arthropoda, Insecta, Diptera, Culicidae. The transcript has a single exon. The coding region runs from base 187 to 747 and encodes 186 amino acids. Gene Ontology annotation, biological process: Notch signaling pathway; sensory organ development. The record is from RefSeq and is a predicted model, not a curated record.